GAACUUUCAACUUCUUUGAGUCAACUAGACCACCGAAUGCACUACUGCAAUGAUUAACAAUAUUAGAGAUGAGAGUGACCAUCCAACCAUCGUCUAGCGAAUCUCUUCAUAGGGGCAUCAACCAACAGUUUCACUACGACUUCUGACACGAGAAGAAUCGAGAAAUGGCAGAGUGGAUACCUGCAGUUGUAGCGACGGUGUUGUUCGUGGUUCUGACACCGGGAUUGAUGUUUCAGGUUCCCGGCAACAAUAACUUUGUAGACUUUGGGAAGAUGGAGACGAGCGGAUACUCAAUCCUUCUUCACUCCUUCAUUUACUUCGGCCUCGUCACUGUCUUCACCGUUGUCAUCCACUUGCCUGGCACUUAAAUUAUACUCUAUACAUACAUACAUACACAGAUAUUUCAAUUUAAUAGUCUCUAUCUAUACUUGAAACUUAUUUUUCAUAUAUUAUCAGCUUUUUACCAUAUUUGCGUUGUUCACGUUGUUUAUUAUAUGUGUAUCUUUUUUUUUGGCUACUUAUAUGUGUAUCUAUACUACUGUUUUGUACUUUAAAUAAUGAUUCUAAAGUAAUUCACAUAAGAUGAACCAAAAAGAAGGAAAAUUAGUAAUGUAAAAUCUUUUAGGCUAUUUUCAGAAUGAAAACUAGUAAUGUAAAACUUUUUGUCCUAUUCACUCUAUAAGUCACAUUAUUUACGAAAAUGUC
Molecule: messenger RNA, 705 nt
Organism: Eruca vesicaria subsp. sativa (arugula)
Lineage: Eukaryota; Viridiplantae; Streptophyta; Magnoliopsida; Brassicales; Brassicaceae
Source: the annotation of a GenBank genome assembly